GAGCGAGGGAGAGAGAGCGAGGGAGAGAGAGCGAGGGAGAGAGAGCGAGGGAGAGAGAGCGAGGGAGAGAGAGCGAGGGAGAGAGAGCGAGGGAGAGAGAGCCUGCCUACUGAAUGGAGGGACUGUCACGCCUGUUUGUUUCCCACAGUCAACAUUACAUCUACAGCUCUAGUGAGGACAGGACCUACCUUACCUGGUUUCCCUACUGAGGGUGAGGACAGGACCUACCUUACCUGGUUUCCCUACUGAGGGUGAGGACAGGACCUACCUUACCUGGUUUCCCUACUGAGGGAUGAUUGACACCCUAUAUGAUUGGAUCUGGUGGGACCGCUUCUGGCUGCCAGUCAACCUGACCUGGGCGGACCUAGAGGACCGAGAUGGGCGUGUCUACGCUAAAGCCUCUGACCUCUAUGUGACGUUGCCUUACGCCAUAGGCUUCCUACUGGUCAGAUACCUGUUCGAAAGGUUGAUAGCCACGCCUCUAGCAGCCUCAGUGGGGAUCCGGGAGAAGGCCAGACUGAGAGUACCAGACAACCCCAUCCUCGAACUCUACUAUCUCUCUCACUCCAGAAACCCUGGCCAGGCAGUUAUAGAUGGUCUGUCUAAGAAGAGCGGCUGGUGCGUUAGGCAGGUGGAGCGCUGGUUCAGAAAGAGAAGAAACCAGGAUCGUCCCGGAGUACUGAAGAAGUUCAGAGAGGCUAGUUGGAGGUUUGUGUUCUAUCUGUUGGCGUUAAUUGGAGGAGUUGUGUCCCUGUAUGAUAAAGAAUGGUUCUAUGAUACGUGGGAAGUGUGGAAUGGAUUUCCAAAACAGACUAUGCUGGAUUCUCAGUACUGGUACUACAUCCUGGAGAUGAGCUUCUAUGGUUCGCUUCUCUUCAGAGUCACUUUUGAUGUCAAGAGGAAGGACUUUAAGGAACAGAUCAUCCACCAUUUGGCCACCCUGACACUGCUGUCCUUCUCUUGGUGUGUCAACUACAUCCGGAUAGGAACCCUGGUGAUGCUCAUCCACGAUGCCUCCGACGUCCUGCUAGAGUCUGCCAAGUUGUUUAACUAUGCCAAAUGGGAGAGAACCUGCAACAGUCUCUUUGUGGUGUUUGCCAUUGUGUUCAUGGUAACCCGACUGAUCAUCUUCCCAUUCUGGCUGAUCCACUGUACGUGGGUGUACCCCACACUCCAGUACCCCCCGUUCUUUGGUUACUACUUCUUCAACGUCAUGCUGGUGGUCCUCCUGUUCCUGCACAUCUUCUGGGCCUACCUCAUCCUGCGCAUGGUCAAGAAGUUCCUCUUCGGCAAACCUCCCCCUGAAGCUAGGACAGCAGAGUCCCUGCCCAUCUUCUGAAGACACCUGAAACCCUACCUCUUCAAAUAGUACCUUAAAUGAAUCAAGUAUUUAAAAGUAUUUUCCUACUAGCACUGACUUGACAGAACAUGAUCUUGCUACGACUGUGAUGGUACAAACUGACAGAAUACCAACUUGAUGAUGAGUUGACCAGAGGUUGAUGAAGGGUUGACCAGAGGUUGAUGAGGGGUCGACCAGAGGUUGAUGAUGGGUCGACCAGAGGUUGAUGAUGGGUAGACCAGAGGUUGAUGAGGGGUCGACCAGAGGUUGAUGAGGGGUCGACCAGAGGUUGAUGAGGGGUCGACCAGAGGUUGAUGAGGGGUCGACCAGAGGUUGAUGAGGGGUCGACCAGAGGUUGAUGAGGGGUCGACCAGAGGUUGAUGAGGGGUCGACCAGAGGUUGAUGAUGGGUAGACCAGAGGUUGAUGAGGGGUCGACCAGAGGUUGAUGAGGGGUCGACCAGAGGUUGAUGAGGGGUCGACCAGAGGUUGAUGAGGGGUCGACCAGAGGUUGAUGAUGGGUAGACCAGAGGUUGAUGAGGGGUCGACCAGAGGUUGAUGAGGGGUCGACCAGAGGUUGAUGAGGGGUAGACCAGAGGUUGAUGAGGGGUCGACCAGAGGUUGAUGAGGGGUCGACCAGAGGUUGAUGAGGGGUAGACCAGAGGUUGAUGAGGGGUUGACCAGAGGUUGAUGAGGGGUCGACCAGAGGUUGAUGAGGGGUCGACCAGAGGUUGAUGAGGGGUCGACCAGAGGUUGAUGAUGGGUCGACCAGAGGUUGAUGAUGGGUAGACCAGAGGUUGAUGAUGGGUAGACCAGAGGUUGAUGAGGGGUCGACCAGAGGUUGAUGAGGGGUCGACCAGAGGUUGAUGAGGGGUCGACCAGAGGUUGAUGAAGGGUCGACCAGAGGUUGAUGAAGGGUUGACCAGAGGUUGAUGAUGGGUUGACCAGAGGUUGAUUAUGGGUUGACUAGAGAGGUUGUUGAGGGGUUGACCAGAGGAUGAUGAAGGGUUGACCAGAGGUUGAUGAUGAGUUGACCAGAUGAAACAGGUGUACUAGUACUGCUGCACACACUUUUUCUAUUCAUAUACUGUCCACACUGUCUCUACACACCAUCCUUUACAGUACAUAUAUAUUUAUUAUGUAAUAUUUCUUAAGUUAAUUAUUUUUGGGAUUUGCAUGUAUUGUUUUGUGUUGUUAGGUAUUACUCCACAGCUGGAGCUAGGAACAUAAGCAUUUCACUACACUCCUAAUAACAUCUGCAAAAUAUGUUUACUCAACCAAUAAAACGUGAUUUGAUUUUGAUUUGA
Molecule: messenger RNA, 2644 nt
Organism: Oncorhynchus keta (chum salmon)
Lineage: Eukaryota; Metazoa; Chordata; Actinopteri; Salmoniformes; Salmonidae
Product: ceramide synthase 2-like
Exons: 13
Coding region: 293-1339 (348 amino acids)
Biological process (GO): ceramide biosynthetic process
Cellular component (GO): membrane
Molecular function (GO): sphingosine N-acyltransferase activity; DNA binding
Source: RefSeq, a predicted model, not a curated record